AUGGCAACUCGACGAGCUUAUGCUAGAAAGAAUGUGAGGGAGAAUGCUGAACAAGAAGCUCCUCCUCAAGCUCCGGUCAACCCAUUGGCCGAACAAUUGACUAAUGCGGAGUUUAGAGAUGCUUUUCAAGUGUUAGACCAAUCCAUGACAACUCAAGCCAAUAGGGAGGUUGCAGUUCCCGUGAACCCAUAUGUGGGUACGGUAGAAUCUAUAGUGAGGGACUUCACUAGAAUGAAUCCUCUGGAGUUUCAUGGUUCAAAGGUUGAUGAAGAUUCUUUAGAAUUCAUUGAUGAGGUCUACAAGGUGUUGAUGAUCAUGGGAGUGACUACGGCGGAAAAGGCAGAUUUGGUGGCUUAUCAACUUAAGGGAAAACUUAAGGAAAUGUCUAGGGAGACAAAGAGGGCUAAAAUCGGUGAUGGUUCCUCCAAUGCUCCUUCUAGGUUCAACAAAGAGAGGAUGUCUAACCCUAAUCAUGAAGGAGGAAAUGGUAGUGGGUCAUUAUUGCCUACUUGUGCUAAGUGUGGAAGAAAGCAUGAGGGUAAAUGUUUAGCGGGUUCCAAUGCUUGUUUUGGUUGUGGUAAAAUGGACCACAAGAUAAGAGAUUGUCCUUCAAUUGCUAAGAAUGAAGGAGAUAAUCGUCGAAAAGCUCUACCAAAUCCUUUCUCCGGUCCAAGCUAUUCGGGUUCAAAUACUCCCUAG
Solanum verrucosum is the source of this 699-nucleotide messenger RNA. RefSeq lists its product as uncharacterized. Lineage: Eukaryota; Viridiplantae; Streptophyta; Magnoliopsida; Solanales; Solanaceae. The record is from RefSeq and is a predicted model, not a curated record. The coding region runs from base 1 to 699 and encodes 232 amino acids. Gene Ontology annotation, molecular function: nucleic acid binding; zinc ion binding. The transcript has 3 exons.